Molecule: messenger RNA, 708 nt
Organism: Puccinia triticina
Lineage: Eukaryota; Fungi; Basidiomycota; Pucciniomycetes; Pucciniales; Pucciniaceae
Exons: 4
Coding region: 1-708 (235 amino acids)
Source: RefSeq, a predicted model, not a curated record
AUGCCCCAACCAAAAGAACUAGUCCAGCUGAUGUGUGACGCGAACGGAUCAAGCAGAUCACAAAUGAACUACAAACAAACUGACGGACCCCAAAGAUUGCCACUUGAACUAGCAAAGCAGUCUGUGACGAGUUUUAUUAGCCACACCCCGUCAUUUUCCGCCUUGAACCAUCUCAAUUGGUUACCCUUAUUACCCUCCGUACCCAAGAUGCGACAAGCCACAUUGACAGUACCAUCUACCUCCUUUUCUCAAUCGAUUGAGGUGGACAGCAAUUAUGCUGAAGAAACCCCCCCUGCAACACGCAAGCCUCAAGCCAAGCAACAACAACGCCCUGCCUCUCAGGCUGUUGCGCGGACCCCCCGAUUUGUGCGGACCCCGCAAGUUGCAAGAGGAGGUCAACACAAUGCCCCGCCAAACAUUACACCCAGCCGUAUCAUCCCUGAAAACCCCGUUCACACCCAUCACAUCGGUCAACCAAAUCCCCCUCCAAACAUUGCACCCAGCCGUAUCAUCCCUGACAAUCCCGUUGGCACCCAUCCACCUCCUGUCAUGUCCCUUCAAGCUGCCCCCCGUGUGGUUCGGGGGGCCCCCAUGGUGAUUGUAGAUCCACAGUUUCAACCUGCGAACUUCCCCCCCGGCCAAGUGCCAACCAUCACCUCCACACGGGUCAUCAAAAGUGACAACAAUCACAAUCAAGUAGGAAUCUAA